Oncorhynchus keta (chum salmon) is the source of this 5505-nucleotide messenger RNA. Its product is annotated as probable ubiquitin-conjugating enzyme E2 W-B. Bases 131 to 586 code for a protein of 151 amino acids. The transcript is spliced from 7 exons. The record is from RefSeq and is a predicted model, not a curated record. Lineage: Eukaryota; Metazoa; Chordata; Actinopteri; Salmoniformes; Salmonidae.
ACAGCACAUCCUGGGAAAGGGAAAGAAUUGUCUCCACUACAUUUUCACAACGCUUCCCCCCCCCCCAUCCCAUGUGAUAUCCUGACGCAGCGUCACGUUUUGCGUCGCUCUGACGCAGGGGGUUUUCGUCAUGGCGUCGAUGCAGAAAAGGCUACAAAAGGAACUAAUGGCUUUGCAAAAUGAUCCACCCCCUGGAAUGACACUCAAUGAGAAAAGUGUACAGAACACCAUCACACAAUGGAUUGUAGAUAUGGAAGGAGCCACGGGCACACUCUAUGAAGGAGAGAAAUUUCAGCUGCUUUUCAAAUUCAGUAGUCGGUAUCCUUUCGAUUCACCUCAGGUAAUGUUCAUGGGAGAGAAUAUACCUGUACAUCCUCACGUUUAUAGCAACGGUCACAUCUGUCUUUCAAUACUAACAGAAGACUGGUCGCCAGCUCUCUCAGUGCAGUCAGUCUGUCUCAGCAUUAUCAGUAUGCUGUCCAGCUGCAAAGAAAAGAGACGGCCCCCUGAUAACUCCUUUUACGUAAAAACGUGUAACAAGAAUCCGAAGAAGACAAAAUGGUGGUAUCACGAUGAUACAUGCUAAUUCACUUUCAAAAAGUCCUACUGUCCCACAUAAAGCACUUUUGAAUCAUACAGUCACUGAACUCUGACCUUUUGACUGGAACAAUGGACACCGUGAUGCCCCGGAGACUCUUUUUUUAAACAAUUUUUUUUUUAUUUUUUUAACUGCAUUUCCCAGAGGGUAGUUGGGUGCAUGUUUUUGCCGGUUGUAAUAUACAAAAUGAGAAAAUAAAGGAAAGUUAUAUGUCCCAACCACGGAUUGUUUUGGCAGCCAGCAAAAAAACAAUGGUUUUGAAGUGAAGAUUAUUGUAUUAUUAUUAUUAUUAUUAUUUUAAGAUGAUUCUUAUUUCCCUUUGUGUUUGUUUGAGUACAUUUAAAAGGUUGUCAUGUGUUGUGUAAUAAUAAUAUUAAUAACAACGGUGGAUGCAUACCAGGAAGAGGAUCUGAACAUCUAAUACCAGGAAGAGGAUCUGAACAUCUAAUACCAGGAAGAGGAUCUGAGCAUCUAAUACCAGGAAGAGGAUCUGAACAUCUAAUACCAGGAAGAGGAUCUGAACAUCUAAUACCAGGAAGAGGAUCUGAGCAUCUAAUACCAGGAACCAGGAAGAGGAUCUGAGCAUCUAAUACCAGGAAGAGGAUCUGAGCAUCUUAUACCAGGAAGAGGAUCUGAGCAUCUUAUACCAGGAAGAGGAUCUGAACAUCUAAUACCAGGAAGAGGAUCUGAACAUCUUAUACCAGGAAGAGGAUCUGAACAUCUAAUACCAGGAAGAGGAUCUGAGCAUCUAAUACCAGGAAGAGGAUCUGAGCAUCUAAUACCAGGAAGAGGAUCUGAACAUCUUAUACCAGGAAGAGGAUCUGAGCAUCUAAUACCAGGAAGAGGAUCUGAACAUCUUAUACCAGGAAGAGGAUCUGAACAUCUUAUACCAGGAAGAGGAUCUGAACAUCUUAUACCAGGAAGAGGAUCUGAACAUCUAAUACCAGGAAGAGGAUCUGAGCAUCUAAUACCAGGAAGAGGAUCUGAGCAUCUUAUACCAGGAAGAGGAUCUGAGCAUCUUAUACCAGGAAGAGGAUCUGAGCAUCUAAUACCAGGAAGAGGAUCUGAGCAUCUAAUACCAGGAAGAGGAUCUGAGCAUCUAAUACCAGGAAGAGGAUCUGAGCAUCUUAUACCAGGAAGAGGAUCUGAGCAUCUUAUACCAGGAAGAGGAUCUGAGCAUCUUAUACCAGGAAGAGGAUCUGAACAUCUUAUACCAGGAAGAGGAUCUGAGCAUCUUAUACCAGGAAGAGGAUCUGAGCAUCUUAUACCAGGAAGAGGAUCUGAGCAUCUAAUACCAGGAAGAGGAUCUGAGCAUCUAAUACCAGGAAGAGGAUCUGAGCAUCUUAUACCAGGAAGAGGAUCUGAACAUCUUAUACCAGGAAGAGGAUCUGAACAUCAUCUCCGUGUAAAGCCCAACGGUGUGUGAGAACAUCAUCUCCGUGUAAAGCCCAACGGUGUGUGAGAACAUCAUCUCCGUGUAAAGCCCAACGGUGUGUGAAAACAUCAUCUCCGUGUAAAGCCCAACGGUGUGUGAAAACAUCAUCUCCGUGUAAAGCCCAACGGUGUGGUGUGUGAAAACAUCAUCUCCGUGUAAAGCCCAACGGUGUGGUGUGUGAAAACAUCAUCUCCGUGUAAAGCCCAACGGUGUGGUGUGUGAAAACAUCAUCUCCCUGUAAAGCCCAACGGUGUGGUGUGUGAAAACAUCAUCUCCGUGUAAAGCCCAACGGUGUGGUGUGUGAAAACAUCAUCUCCGUGUAAAGCCCAACGGUGUGGUGUGUGAAAACAUCAUCUCCGUGUAAAGCCCAACGGUGUGGUGUGUGAAAACAUCAUCUCCGUGUAAAGCCCAACGGUGUGGUGUGUGAAAACAUCAUCUCCGUGUAAAGCCCAACGGUGUGUGCAAACUGUUGUGAUUCAUUUGUAUGAUACGUUGGUUUGGUUUGUUUUUGAUGAGAUUAAUGCUUUAAUCUCCUAAAAACAUAUUUUACGAUGUUUGUCUUGUUGGUUUUUGGUACUGUUUUUCAGCGAGCUGACACUUGUUUUUUAUUUUUUUUAUUUUUUUUUUUAAAGGGGGAGUUGUGUAUUUAAUGAACAUCUUUGAUUUUGAUCUCCAGAGUGGUAGUAACAGUGAAAGGAAUCAGAACUGUUGUUUAGACUGAUUCCCUGGUCAGCGAUUGGCUCGACUGAUUCCCUGGUUUGAGAUUGGCUCGACUGAUUCCCUGGUCAGAGAUUGGCUCGACUGAUUCCCUGGUCAGCGAUUGGCUCGACUGAUUCCCUGGUCAGCGAUUGGCUCGACUGAUUCCCUGGUCAGAGAUUGGCUCGACUGAUUCCCUGGUCAGCGAUUGGCUCGACUGAUUCCCUGGUCAGAGAUUGGCUCGACUGAUUCCCUGGUCAGAGAUUGGCUCGACUGAUUCCCUGGUCAGAGAUUGGCUCGACUGAUUCCCUGGUCAGCGAUUGGCUCGACUGAUUCCCUGGUCAGCGAUUGGCUCGACUGAUUCCCUGGUCAGCGAUUGGCUCGACUGAUUCCCUGGUCAGCGAUUGGCUCGACUGAUUCCCUGGUCAGAGAUUGGCUCGACUGAUUCCCUGGUCAGCGAUUGGCUCGACUGAUUCCCUGGUCAGAGAUUGGCUCGACUGAUUCCCUGGUCAGCGAUUGGCUCGACUUAUUCCCUGGUCAGCGAUUGGCUCCACUGAUUCCCUGGUCAGCGAUUGGCUCGACUGAUUCCCUGGUCAGAGAUUGGCUCGACUGAUUCCCUGGUCAGAGAUUGGCUCGACUGAUUCCCUGGUCAGAGAUUGGCUCGACUGAUUCCCUGGUCAGAGAUUGGCUCGACUGAUUCCCUGGUCAGCGAUUGGCUCGACUGAUUCCCUGGUCAGCGAUUGGCUCGACUGAUUCCCUGGUCAGCGAUUGGCUCAGGUACUUUUUUUUCAAUACGAGCUCACCUUUGAAAAAGAUAUCCUCCUGUCAAGAUAUUUUGCAUUUUAACUAUAUUUUCACCAAAAAAAAGAGACUUAUGUUGUUAAAUUACAGCGUAUGAACCUAUUAUAUAUAAGUCUUAAAUUGUUUAAAUGACGGUAUUACGGAAGUUGGAAAUGGGUGCGUUAAUUUUUUUUACUAAUUAGAGUGAUUAAUAGGAGUGUUUUUGAGUUUCUCUGCAAUGUUUCUGGUCAAUAGGAUGUGUACAACUACAUAGUUUUCAACAACAUCUCUACUGUUGGUCUGACGAGGUUGGUAUGCUUGCCGAGUUUAUAUGGACUUUUGUGCCAUUUUUUAUAUUAUCAAGCGAAACUAAUGAAGUCUAAAACAAAUGUCUUUUUAGUUUUGCCACAAAAAAAAAAAAAAAACAAAAGUAUUGAGAGAAAAAAAAUAUAUAUAUACCGCAAGGAAAUCAUUUUGAAGUGUGUGAACCACUUAAUUCAGAAUUAUUAUUUUAAAUUAUAACUAUUGUGAUUAAACGCCUUCUCCUUUGCCUGCAUUAUUAUAAUAAAUCAUAAUAAUUGCCGGUUUUGGCACCUUCAUUCCAGCAACAAAGCACCCUGCACGUUUUCCUCUGAAGCUAAGCAGGGUCCUGGUUCGUCCCUGGAUGGGAGACCAGCUGGAAGUGGUGAUGGAGGGUUAGUCGGGGGGGCAGCAGGCAAAGAGGGAGGCGUUUGAACUCAGUGUUUCACUGAAAACUAUAUUUUUUUUACGUCAUUUGUUCACGCAUUUCAAAAUGUAUUUCCUUGAAUAUUAUUGCACUCAAUACUUUUGGGUUUAUUUUGCUUUCGAUUUGGUUCUCUGACUUCAGAAGUUUUGCUUGAUAUUAAUGGCACAAAAAGAACUCCCUAUUCCCUAUAUAGUGCACUACUUUAGACCAGGACCCUAUAGAACCAUAUUCCCUAUAUAGUGCACUACUUUAGACCAGACCCUAUAGAGCCCUAUUCCCUAUAUAGUGCACUACUUUAGACCAGGACCCUAUAGAGCCCUAUUCCCUAUAUAGUGCACUACUUUAGACCAGGACCCUAUAGAGCCCUAUUCCCUAUAUAGUGCACUACUUUAGACCAGGACCCUAUAGAGCACUAUUCCCUAUAUAGUGCACUACUUUGACCAGAGCCCUAUGGAACCCAAUUCCCUAUAUAGUGCACUACUUUAGACCAGGACCCUAUAGAGCCCUAUUCCCUAUAUAGUGCACUACUUUGACCAGAGCCCUAUGGAACCCAAUUCCCUAUAUAGUGCACUACUUUAGACCAGGACCCUAUAGAGCCCUAUUCCCUAUAUAGUGCACUACUUUGACCAGAGCCCUAUGGAACCCAAUUCCCUAUAUAGUGCACUACUUUAGACCAGGCCCCUAUAGAGCCCUAUUCCCUAUGGAGUGCACUACUUUGACCAGAGCCCUAUGGAACCCAAUUCCCUAUAUAGUGCACUACUUUAGACCAGGGCCCAUAUUCUGGUUUAAAGUAGUGCACUAUAUAGGGAAUAGGGUUCUAUAGAGCUCUGGUCUAAAGUAGUGCACUAUAUAGGGAAUAGGGUUCUAUUUGGGAAAGUAAACCACAGUCUGUCACAUUAUGACAUUUGGUACAAAAAAAAGCCUUCAUCCACAGACCAGCAGACUCUGGAUAAGAGCGUCUGCUAAAUGACUUAAAUGUAAAUGAUGUUAAAACCAGGAAUGGAUCUGUCAACAGGAUUCGGAUGGCUCUCUUUGUGUUCUACUUUUAUUUUCCUGAUUUUUAUUUAGUUUAUAUAUAUAUAUAUUUUUUUCCCAUUUUAAUGUGGUUUGGAUUCUUGGCCUGCAGAUUGUGAUUGAUCAAUAUUGAUUAUUGGUAAUAUUGUUAUAUUUCCUAAUAUAUUUUGAGAUAUACAAGCUCCAUGUCAGAGAUGUCUGUUCAUUUUAAUAAUCAAUAAUAAAAAUGCGGAGGUUCACUUUUUAAAAAAUUCA